AUGAAUACCCUAGCAACCGAGAUUCUGCUACUCAUCACAGAGCAAAUUCAAACAUUCGAAGCUGAGGACCAAAUUGUGACGCUCCAAACCCUUCUCCACGUGAAUCGACAGUGGCACGCCUUUGCAAAGCCGGCUCUCGAUCAGAUCCUAGACUCAAAAUACUUUAGCAUGGUAGUAUUGCCGCCAUGGAUGAAGAGCAGGACACAAAAGGAAGAUAUUAGAGAGUCUCUGUGGCAACUUAACGCUCUCGAAGCAUACUACUGGAGUUUCCGGCAGCAUCCUGAAAAGUAUCGACGCUAUGUAAUGUUCCGCACGAUCCCUUCUCAACCGAUUGGUCUCUCGUGGAAUGAAGAGCUGUCUACCUUUGAAACAUCAAUCGUGAACGAUCCACCAAACGUGCAGUAUCUUUGGCCCUGGGCUGAGUGGAGGACUUUGAAAAGGGGCAAGGCUUAUCUGAUUCAUCACUUCCUCGAAGACCCCACGUGCCCUUACUUACAGUGCAGAUAUCGCCAGAAAGGGGACAUGAUAAUGAUAUGGUGGGACUUCUCUAAAGGAGCUGCUAAAAGGCAACAUCAUCUACGCGGGGCAAUUCGCCAGGGAAAUCUCGAUAUCAUUGGACUUACAGGUUUCGUUAUAUGCCUUUAUAUCUUGAUACCAUGCUUUCUUGCGAUCUAUCACCGAUCACAGCAUCGCACUGAAAGUGAUCCGGUUGCAGCCACGCCCACGGUCAUACGCCUUUAUCGCGGACAGGAUCUAGGGACUGUCGUCGCAGGGCACACAUUCACUGCCAUGGACAAUAAGCCACAGAGUUCAAUGGAAAUUGAGCACCUGAGAGGCAAAUUAGUGACUGAAGAAUGGAAUGUUUCUAAAGCAAACAGCAGAGUCGAAAGCUUCAGGCGCGAGGCGGCUGAGCGACGAGCAGCACCGUGCGAGUCUUGUCAGCAGGAUCAGAUUACCGAACGGAUGCAGAGAAAGGAUAAGAGGGCGCUUGGUGAUGCCAGACAAGAGAUUGACCGGCUUAAGUUUGAAGUGAUACCCGCUUUGAGAGCAAAAAUCCAAGCCGAGAUCACCAGAAAGGUAGAACAGAGCUUGUACCACGAGAUAUCAGAGUCCAAAACAGGGGAGUUGACGUCGAGAGAAGAAGCGAGGAAGGCUCGUGAAUGCGUAGAGAAGGCAAUCAAACGCGAAAAGAUGGCAGUUGCGCAGGCAAAAGAGUACAAGGCCCAGAUCAAGGAACAGAAACUGCUUCAUACCCUUGAAAUGAUCAAUGCGACCAGUAUUCAAGAUGAAUUACACUCGGAGAAAGUUCGAUGUAUCAACGCAGACCACGCCCAGGAAUCUGAAAAUUGGAUUUCAGAGAAGGAGAAUCUUCAGAAGGAUCGAAAGGUUAUAGAACGUGGUCACGAAAUCCAGGUUCGGACUUUAAGCCAAACUCUUGCCAAACAUGAAAGAAUAGCGAAGGAGUGGGCCUGGACCAAGAGUGAGGCGAACGUUCUUGAGAAAUUAAAGGAAAUAGACAUAUCAGAGUUCCACACAGUCAUCGAUCCCGUUCAUCAGAGAUUAAUCCAGAUCAUUGCUGCCAUCCACGAGAGUCUGAAGGUCUCUCACCAUAUCCAGCACGGAUGGGCAUACCAGCACCAUGUCACACCGUUUGACCCGUUUUUCUCGGAAGUGAAGCAAGUGGUACGCAAAUUGAAUGAUCGAGCUGCAGUGGCGAUCGUACAAUGCACAGAUAAUACAGUUCCAACUUCUAAAGCCAUUGAAGCAAAGACAAAUGACACACCUGUCGUUCAACAUUUGCACACUACUCAAGAUAACAUAAAUACCUCAAGACAAGCCCCCAAGAAUCCAGCAAGCUGCCUUAUUACAUCCGAAAAAGCUCAUCCUCAAAACGCUCCUUGCAAGAACGCAGAUAAGAAGCUUCCUUCGCAGACACGGCCUAUUCUACAUAUAACACAGGAAAAUGUCACUGCAGUACCAAGAGAUGACAUGGUACAACAGCCGCCCUUUCUUUUCGAUCCCAAAGUGAAAGAUACUAGCGGAAGCCAAGCCGCCACGCCAAAGGAGAGAAAGCAGUUGGGACCUCUGGGGAAAUCUGACAAAGAUGGUCUACGACGCAAGGUCGGGAUUAAGGCUACCACUAAAGCAUUCGAAACAGCCCUCAAACCGGUUCAUACAGCGACUAAAGUUAUUGAGUCUACAAAAGACAAUGUCGAGGGCAGCAGACCCAUUGACAAUAGCAAGGCGGGCAAAGAUCUUCAGGAUCAGGCAGCAGGUCCGACAGCGAUAAUUUCAGAGACUAACAACUCAAGCGUGAAGACGGAUAAUGCAGGCAAAGAACAUGAGGAACAGACAGCAAGUCCGGCAGCUAAAACUGAAGAUAUUAGCAGCACACAUGUGGAAAUAGAUAAAGAAGGCAAGGCUCCUCAUAAGAAGGCAAUAAAUCAGACCGCUCAGCUCAAAGAGAGCGAGGAUGAAGAUAUUGAGAUGAGAAUUGCAGGCAAAGGUCUUCAAGAAGAAGCACCGAGUCAGACGGUUCAACUCGUAAAGAGCGGCGACAAAGAUGUCGACAUGGAAAAUGCAGACAAGAGUCUUCACGAAGAGACAACAAGUCAGACUGUUCAGCUCGUAGGGAGCAAGGAUGAAGAUGUGGAAAUGAAAACCACAGGCAAGGCUCUUCAAGAAGAGGCAAUAAGCCACACCGCCGCUCAGCUCGUAGAGAGCAACAACGACGACGUGGAGAUGAGCAAUGGGCCCCUAAAGCCUGAACUUCAUGAACAGCUACACGAAAAAAGGACUGGUUUCGGUACCAACACUCGGAACUCAUCCGCAUUCAAUCCCAACACUAUGAAAUCAUCUACCUUUGGGUUUGGCACCUCGAAUUCGUCCACUUUCAAUCCUGGCAGCCUGCUUUCGUCGACAGCCAAUCCCUAUAUCACGAACACGUCUACCACGAAUCCUCAUACAUCGAACCCAUCUACCGCCAGUCCUCACACUUCCACCUCUUCUGCUUUUACUCCUUACACCUUUAACCCAUCCACCGCCAAUCCAUAUAUCUCGAACCCCUUUACCGCCAAUCCGUACACAUCGAAUAGGCAAACCUCCAAUGUAGCAGAGCCUUUCAGUCACAAUGUAUUGAAGCCCUCCGGAUACUCAAUGUCCCCCAAUGACGAUAUAUCAACAUUCGCCCCUUCUAGGUGGAGCUUCAAUCCACCUCCAUGGCGACCAACCUCCAAUCAACCUCCGCCCACCUACGAUCCGAAUGAAGAACCGGAUCCAAUGCAGCUCGAUCCCAUACUAGCUGCAGCACCAACUGCCUCAGCUGGUGCUGCUACUGGCACUUCCAAUCCUGCCAGCGGAGUAGCUCAGGGAUCAAGUAACGGGGGCAUAGACCUCGCAGCAAUUGCUAUGAGUCAGGAGGCUACAGAUGUAUGGGAGGCAUCCACGAAUGCAGCAAUGCCUCCGGGUUUUGACGACGACGACGAAGACGAGGAAGAUUAA
Bacidia gigantensis is the source of this 3501-nucleotide messenger RNA. RefSeq lists its product as uncharacterized. The record is from RefSeq and is a predicted model, not a curated record. Lineage: Eukaryota; Fungi; Ascomycota; Lecanoromycetes; Lecanorales; Ramalinaceae. Bases 1 to 3501 code for a protein of 1166 amino acids. The transcript is spliced from 2 exons.